ACAUUAAAGAUGUUUAGGUGCUUUUUCCACUGUUUCUUCCGCGUAUGCGGGAAACGGCAGAAAAAACCUUCCAAAGAACUUUCUUUUAUAUUAUCAACUGAAACAUCAACUGAAAAUGUUGUGAAACAACCAGAACAACUUACUUCAGAAAUCAUUGUGAAACAACAAGAUGAGAUUAUUGAACACGAAAUUGUGAAACAACCAGAACAAAUAACUGUAGAAAUAAUUGAGAAACAACAAGAUGAAAUUAUUGAAGAAGAAAUUGUGAAACAACCAGAACAAAUGACUACAGAAAUGAUUGUGAAACAACAAGAUGAGAUUAUUGAACACGAAAUUGUGAAACAACCAGAACAAAUAACUGUAGAAAUAAUUGAGAAACAACAAGAUGAAAUUAUUGAAGAAGAAAUUGUGAAACAACCAGAACAAAUGACUACAGAAAUGAUUGUGGUAAUCACUUUUAAAGAAAUGGUGUCAUCUGUACUGUAACUUAUGUUUUCUCUUAACGAAUCCAAGCUUAUUUAUUUUUUUAUUCUUCCCUAGAAACAACAAGAUGAAA
Xenopus tropicalis (tropical clawed frog) is the source of this 556-nucleotide messenger RNA. Its product is annotated as protein elav-like. NCBI's taxonomy places the organism in Eukaryota, Metazoa, Chordata, Amphibia, Anura, Pipidae. The transcript has 12 exons. The coding region runs from base 10 to 486 and encodes 158 amino acids. The record is from RefSeq and is a predicted model, not a curated record.